CAUGGUUGUUGUUUGUUGAGCUUGCGGAUUUUGGCCGAAAAUCGUCGCCAAAACGGCCGAGGCGAGGAUAGCCGCGAGAGACGACACCGCCGGUUGAGUCAGCUUGAUCACGAUUCGACGCGCAACCGACGAAAGAAGUGGAAUUUGGCGAUUCCGUAGACUGCCGCUGGAUGUCGCUAACAAGUGCCCCCGACGGGUUCGGCUGUUCCGCGAGCCUCUCCUUUUCAGCGUGCUUUUGAAAACGAAAGGCGAGUCUCGAACCGCGCCGAACUGAGCGAGAAAUCGUCUUUCCGAGUCGGUCGAGCAAGAUGGUGUGAAGAAAACACAACACUAGAAGCAUCGGACGCCUCGCAAACCUCCGCAGAUCGUCCUGCUGCUCCUGCACCGUCUGUGCUCUCGGACACGGUCGUCCUUUGAAAAAGAACUCUUCUGACCCUGGCAAGACUCCACUCGCGACCCAAAGCGAAACGGCGCGAGAGAAAUUCUCGCUUUCACGGCAUUUGAGCCCCGAGGACACCUCGCUCGGACAGUCCGGGACACUCAGGCUGAACGGGACGUUCAUUCUCAACAGGCUUAGCACCGAGGCUGGUGCGUUCGGAGGCUCAGACAGCAAAGCUGGACGCAGAGACGGCGCAAAGUCACAGCUGGACGUUGCAGCCUGGGACGACCCACAGACCACAAAUAUGAGGUCGCUUGUAAGCCGAUGUAAGCGAUGAGGUAGAUGCGGCUCGAAGCCGCGAUGCAAAUAAUCAACAUGGAGCAAUAUUCGAUAUGGACCAGCGUGUGGCCUGCGAAGGGCACUUGGUGGCUCAGGGCACUGUCACUUCUCCUGCUGCAAUCAAUCAUCGGUCCAGCAGUUGGCUUUGGAUAUGCAAGGGCUGGUUGUAAGCUGGAGGAAUGCCAGCACGCACACGACGGCUUCAUGUCGCUGGAAAACCAAAAAUGGGAGUUCUGCCAGGAGAUCAACCAAUACCUGUCAUGUCUGCACCGGGCGCGGCGUGGAUGCAAGGGCAACAUCAACUUCCACGUCAUCCACAAGGGAUUGAACACGUUGUUCGAAAACCGAGAGUGUCAGAGCAUCCUUCAGGGACCUCCGCCGCCCAGCAGCCCCAGGCCCAUCGAGUUUCCUGGCAGGCCGGAGGACGAUUUCGCCCCCUCGAGUGAGGCGCCUCCGCAGGAACCUCUCGACUGCAGCUACAAGGGAUCGCAGCCGGAGAUGAGGCACUGCGGCCUCUUUGGUGACCCCCACCUCAAAACCUUCGAGGGCCACUUCCAGACGUGCAGGGUGCAGGGCGCCUGGCCACUAAUCGACUCGCGCUACCUUGCUGUGCAGGUCACCAAUGAGCCUGUCAGACCAGGAUCCUAUGCCACUGUAACAACAAAGAUAACUGUGAUCAUCAAAGGAGGCAUGUCUGCCUGCACCCGUGAAAAAGUGUACGAAGCCCAGGCUGAGUACCUGCCGGAAACUUUUGUGGAUGGCUCGACCAGCUCUGGCGACUCCACCCAGCACAGUGUGCAGCUCCGAGUAAUCAAGCACAAUGAAAAGAUGGAGAUCAAGGUGAAGCACCUGGCCGCACACAUCUAUGUGCACCGGCUGGCCGGUGCUCUGUCCUUCUCGGCGCAGUUGCCCCUUGACCUGGCGCUGCCCGAAGAGGGCACUUCCGAGGGAUCAAUGCAGUUGUGCGCCCUCGGGUGUCCCAUUCGGGAGCAGCUCCGUUCCAGUGCUGAUGUGACUCAGCCAGUGGCCCUGACCAGGGAGGCGGCUUUGCAGUUCUGCGGCGGCCAGAACCUCAGUUCAACCUACCUCGAGUGGUGCGUGUUCGACGUGAUGACCACAGGGGACAAGUACUUUGUGAAUGCGGCCGUGUCCGCUCAACAGGAUGUCAUCCUGCUCGAUCCGAUGGCCGAGGCCGUGCUCAAAGAAAGCGCAAAGUGGACGUACUCGAGUGCGCCUGUGCGAUUCGUUCCGUGGCAGUUGGUGGCCGCCUCUGUGAUCUUGGCGGCCGCUGCUGGCCGGAGGUAGCUGUGCCAUAUUGUUUAGUAGCAAGAAAAGGACCUUGCUUCAGCUGUGUGUACCUGUUUCGUUGAAAUAAUGCAAUUUACAAACCGCUCUUGUGAGUGAGCACCGCAAAAACUAUUUGCAAUAAAAGGGUUGAUUUUCUGGCCUCAAAUCAUAAAUUAAGAGGAGUUUAAAUCAAGAAUCGUUGUUUCUGUUGAAAAUUUCAGUUUCAAUUUCAAAUUAAUUUGCAGCUUUUGAUAAAAACAAAAUAAUUAAAUUUUUAUUCAACUUUCCCACUAAAAUUAUGCUAUUUGUUUGGCCAAGUUUACCCUCUUAUUAGAUUGGCUUCCACACUUUGUACAUUAAUAAUUUUUGUUGGUGUUGUUCAACUCACAUUAUUUCUGUGUAAAUAUGUAAAUUUUGUACAAGAGAGCCCAGAGAAGGUCACAAUUUAAUUGUACAUAAAAAGAAAUUUCAAGAGAUUGCUAUACAAAUUAAAAGCAAUUUUAAGUUAAGACUGAUUUGCUGAUUAACUUAUGUGUAACAUUUUAACCCGUGAUGAUUUUGAUCAGUAUUCACUUCCCCCACAAGACGGAUAUUUUUAUUUCUUGGAGAACUACAUGCAACAACGAUGCAGCUUGCCCAACUUCAAUAUCAGUAUUAUGUUGAUGUUACUCAUGACCACACCGCUACGCACAAGCGAGCCCUCAAUUGAUUUGUACAAAAAUGUGUAGAGUAAAUAAUAAAAAAUCCAAGCGAAUAAAUAAUA
This is a messenger RNA of Neocloeon triangulifer, 2768 nucleotides long. RefSeq names its product repulsive guidance molecule B-like. Lineage: Eukaryota; Metazoa; Arthropoda; Insecta; Ephemeroptera; Baetidae. The record is from RefSeq and is a predicted model, not a curated record. The transcript is spliced from 5 exons. Gene Ontology annotation, cellular component: plasma membrane. Bases 722 to 2023 code for a protein of 433 amino acids. Gene Ontology annotation, biological process: BMP signaling pathway. Gene Ontology annotation, molecular function: coreceptor activity.